Molecule: messenger RNA, 3480 nt
Organism: Silurus meridionalis
Lineage: Eukaryota; Metazoa; Chordata; Actinopteri; Siluriformes; Siluridae
Product: GRAM domain-containing protein 2B
Exons: 12
Coding region: 302-1279 (325 amino acids)
Source: RefSeq, a predicted model, not a curated record
CUCUCACUCUUUUUCUCUCAUUGGAAAGCUACAGAUCUGUUUGCGUAAGAGCAGUGGCUGUAAAAGAAGAGACCUUUAGACCCAGCAUCGUCUCUGUUUCUAGCUGUGAGGUAACAGGUUGAGAACUCGUUCUUCAGUUCAAUCUAUCCAGGACCUCGCCAUCCAAGUCUGUCAUGGACCGCGAAAAGCGUCCGAGCCUUUUGGAACGAGCAGAUGCUGUAGAUGCUGUAGAGGAGAGGAAGUGGUGAGCAGCUAUCCGGUGGAGAGCGGGUCUCUCCCCACGAGAGCCAAGAAGGAGAAGAUGGCGAAAAAGAAGCUAGAGCAAAAGAAAGCCUUCAGUUUGGAGGAAGCACAGCUCGAGAUUGAGCAGCAGAACAAGUGCCAGAGCAGGCCGGCCCUGCCCAGGUCUCAGACAGUAGGAGGACAUUUGGAAAGGAAUGACAGCUUGAACUCAAGAAGUAGCUUCAUGAAGCACAACAAAACAUUCCACAAACUCUUUCCUGACAUCCCUGAGAGCGAAGACUUAAUGCACGCCUACAUCUGUGCUCUGCAGAGAGAGGUACCCUACCACGGUCGUCUCUAUAUCACGGAGAACAACGUUUGCUUUCACUCCUCGGUGCUCCUCAAAGCCACCAAGGUGGUGAUACCGGUGAUUAAUAUCACUGUGUUGAAGAAGCAGAACACAGCACUGCUGGUGCCAAAUGCGCUCUCCAUCCGCAGCAACCUGGGAGAGAAGUAUUUGUUCGUGUCCCUGCGAAACCGCGAAGGCUGCUACAGGUUGCUGCGUGCCGUUUGCACCCACCUGGAGGACGGCAGCGCCAACAGCAGCCCGCUUUUCUCAUCCACCGAGAACAGCUUCGAUCAGGGCAAACCGAUGAACUCGAGCCAAUCAAGCCUUACUGACGCCUACGAGGAGGUUGAUGGAACAGACUCAGGACUUUUACUCCAACCGCCUCCUACUAAACUCCGCAGAGCUUCAACCUCGAAUGGAAGUCCUCCAAUGUUGAGAAAUCCUCAUAGAGUACAAGAUCAGAGUUCAACAGAGGAGUACACAGGAGGUUCGUGGAUGUGGAGUGUGACCGACGGUGCCAGAUCGUUGCUUAUCCAGAGAGAAGCCGCCAGCCUGAACACUUUGCUGCUCAUUUAUUUAAUGCUGGUGGUGCUGCUCGUGUUGUCCUCUGGGUAUAUCGGCCUGCGCAUCGUGGCACUGGAGGAGCAGCUGAGCACCCUGGGAGCCAUGCCUGAAUUCACUCUGCACAGCAGGUACAAGGACACUUGAACAUGACGGAGAAAGAUGAUGUUUUAUUAUUUAUUUUAAUCUAAUGACCCUGAGGAGGAAUGACAGCUCCUGAUGAUGUCAGUCCAUAUUUCAUCAAUUCUCACACACCAUUAGAGCCAAAGCGCUGCAAUAAGUGCAUUAUUCACUCUCAGCAAGAAGAAAACCAAAGCGCUCUCUGACUCUGCAUCAAACCAGGAGUCUCGCGAUGCUUCUCCUCCCAAAACCAACCAAAGACUCGGAACCGGAGGUGGGCGGAGUUCGAACGACAGGCUGUCUGUUAGUGUAACCCGGAUACACUUUGCAUAAAAAAAAACAAAAGGCUUUUCCUCCUUUCCAACGUUUCAAUCUCAAAUGAUUUCAAUCUGUCAUCCUUUUCUGAUCAAGCUCCUCUCGUGAAGAUGUUUCUCUUUUUUUUUUUUUUUAAUCACCAGGUGGCAGUAUUACACAGUGCUUUGGCAUGAUUCGCAAAACGAUCAUUGCUCGGUGGCCAACCUUUUCCCCCUUUUCCCCCCCUUUUCGUUCCUUGUCAUUUAUGGAUGUAUGGGUCUUCUAUGCACAAAAUAAUCUCCUGAUCAGGUAUUUGAACCCCACACUCUUCUUUCCUCCUUUGGUACUUUCGCUCGUCUAAAACAGUCAACGCCUGUUUCUAAUCUGACGGACUAUUUAAAAAGAUCGUGCCACUGUGCAGCCUGGACUGGACGUUUUUUCAGCUACAGAGAGACUCGGCCUGAGAAAAGAAAAACAUACUUGAGUCGCUUUUCAAAAACAAUAUAUGCAUGUUUAAUUUCGAGUGGAUGCGAGUGAACGCUGUACAUAAACUGGGAGACUUGAAGUGAAUCUGAGCACUUUAAUGUUAAUUAUACAAAAGGCAUCAGACUGUACAAUAAGGGCGACUUGCUAUCACCAUCCGGAUCCGGAGUAUUGUAGCGGCACCACCCUGCCCACGCUUGUGCUUUUCAGUGUACCAGGACGUCCACUAAAAUCUCGCGGUUAAAGAUCGAUUAUGCUGUAACUUGUUUUCUAAAAUCCGACGUAAUAUAAGGCGAGAAUGAAAAGAUUUCAUUACUCCACCUCCUUAACCCCAUGAGCAGAUAGCCCUCAAAACACCCCUUGUGGUGGACCCUGGUAUUAAUCAGAUAUUUGAGUCAGUCUUUUAGGAAUAAGGUCUUCAGAUUGAAAGGCUUUUGUAAUCAUGACGUGGACAUUCUGGUGCACUUUUCAUGGUUCAGUAGGGGUUAAUAUCUCUAUCCACUUACAGAGGGAGGCAGAUCUAAGCCCAAACACUUACAUUAAUUUAUCAUACAGUUGAGCUUUGUGUCCUACAAACCAGAAUAACUUGUAUACAUUUCACACAUCUGGUUUGUUAGUUGUAGUCUCUUUUGUCUAACCCGCUCCUGAUCUCCUGAAACGUCUCGCUAGAGUAGCUCUGUGGAAGUGCACAAGCACAGGACAGCCUUCCUUCACACACACACACACACACACAUAUAUAAAAUAUGUAGUACAACGCCAGCUUCCGAUGGUGCUAUAGAGUCUUUUACUCAGGGCCUCUCGCACUCAGAGCCCCAUUCAGUUCCCUCAAUCUAUGCUUUCUCAGCUCAUACAGCAAAUAUCGAAUAAUCAAUGUACGAUGUCUUACAGCAGGGAAAGCACAUGUUGAAGUCAGCUCUGGGAUUUCUUCCCUAAACUUCUCUGCUGCUCCUUGAUCUCUGAUUAGCACAACGCUAACUCCACUUGUGUUCAUUCAUUACUAACUACAGUGUCUGUGCACCACCAGGAGAGUCUUUUGUCUUUUCUUUAAAAAAAAAAUAUAUAUAUAAGAUCUGUAUACCCCAAUAACGGUGCAUGUUGAUCAUCCCUAUGGGGUAUUUCGGUCUCUGAUUUUGAGUUUGAGUUUGAUUUCAUAUAUUUUUGUUUUUGUUUCCUUUACCGAAGAGGAACGAAGUGUUGCACAGAGACUAAUUGAGAUGAAAUGUGUUUGACUCACUCCGAGCUGUUGUAAUUCCCUUUCAAUAACAAUGCAGGAAUUCAAUGUGUAUUAUUUCUGUUUGCACUAUUGAAGGGUAUGUAAAUAAUAUUUUGUAUCGUUUUUUUUUUCUCUCUUAACGAGUCCCCGCUGAUCUAUUUAUUGUGUUCUCUGUAAAGAAAAAAGCGAUCUCUGUGAGACCGGCUUUGACGUUUUAAUAAAACAAAUGAUUGGGGAA